Filobasidium floriforme is the source of this 1228-nucleotide messenger RNA. Its product is annotated as dihydrofolate reductase-like domain-containing protein. The record is from RefSeq and is a predicted model, not a curated record. Lineage: Eukaryota; Fungi; Basidiomycota; Tremellomycetes; Filobasidiales; Filobasidiaceae. Gene Ontology annotation, cellular component: mitochondrion. The transcript is spliced from 3 exons. The coding region runs from base 355 to 1032 and encodes 225 amino acids. Gene Ontology annotation, molecular function: dihydrofolate reductase activity; NADP binding. Gene Ontology annotation, biological process: folic acid metabolic process; tetrahydrofolate biosynthetic process; glycine biosynthetic process.
GGACGGAGCGUGCUCGAUGAACAGGGAGAGUUCAUCAUGGAGGACAACGUGCGGGGUGACGGUGUGGGCCCGACGAGUCAGACGGUGGAAAGCGACGGACCCGGCGGAUCGAAAGAAGGCGAUCCGCACCGACAGAGUGACGAGGCGAGGAUCGAAUUGGCGUUGACGGAAUUGAGGGAGAGGUCGAGGAUCAUGGCCCAGGCCGUAGACGCUCAGCGACGACAGGUGGGUUGGAUGAACCAGGCAAAGGCGAGUUUGUGACGCUGCGCUGAUCAAUCCGCUCGGAGACGGUAGCCGAUACCAGAACAGCAACAGCAUCAGCAAGUACCGCCGCCGCAGAUUCAAGCCGACCUAAUGCAAAUCGAUGAUCACCUCCCGACACCUCAACAAGAACCGCCAGCCUCACAGGCAUUGUUUCUCGACCCAACACAAAGAAACCGUCCGCUACCACGGUCCACCAUCUUGGUCUCGGCAACGCCUCGUAACGGGAUCGGAUGCAGGGGCAAAGUGCCAUGGCAGACUCGGAGUUUGGGACAGUUCCACCAUCGAGUCAUUACCGGACCAGAGACGAGUGACAGGAGCGAUUUGAAUACGGUCAUGAUGAGCAACGGCGAGUGGAAGAGGUCGACAGCGAGCGAUUGGGGAGAUGUACGCAGCGUCGUCGUCAGUCGUGACCAGGCGGCGCGGAACAUAUCCGACACUUCAACCGUCGUCAACAGCAUUACCUCGGCGCUCGACCGCAUACCAUGGACCCCCGCCAAGAUCUUUGUCGUCGGCGGCGCCUGGCUGUUCGAAGAAGCACUCACACGCGACCUCGUCGACCGAAUCAUCAUCACCAGGAUCCUCGACCCGACUUACGACGACUGCGACGCGUUCUUGCCAGACUUUCAUUCGAUACGGGAACUCGACCCGGCCCUAUGGAGACGAGCGAGUCACGCCGAGCUGUGCGGACAUGUCGGUUUCCAGGUCGAGCCGGGUAUCGUCGAGGAGGACGGGGUGCGUUACGAGCACGAGAUGUGGAUCAAGGUUUGAGCUAUGAGACCCAUAACAAGUGAAAAGAGUAUAGAUGGUACGGGCAAGUCGUGUUUAUGUCAGCGAGAUUACAACGUUCGGUCGCAUGUACAUGGGCAUUUUCGUCUUUAUAAUCCAAUUCAAGCCUGUCUUCGAGUCCUUGUAGUUCGAUCUUGCAUGUCCAUCGUACGGUUAUCGCACUCUAUCACGCCGAUGA